Marchantia polymorpha subsp. ruderalis is the source of this 2555-nucleotide messenger RNA. The record is from the annotation of a GenBank genome assembly. NCBI's taxonomy places the organism in Eukaryota, Viridiplantae, Streptophyta, Marchantiopsida, Marchantiales, Marchantiaceae.
UUUUCUCAUUCAAUCCACGCAGAAAACAGCGGAAUUUAUAGCCGAAAACGCCGGGAACUCUGCGGAGACUUGUCCGACGUGUCACGACGAACGACGCCGAGGGGUUUAUGUCCGACUGCGCGGACCGCGAAAGCGACCACUGUGGUCCGGACUUAAGAGUCGUGGUGAGGAGGCCAGAGAAGAUGGCAGGCCAAGGGAUGAAGCGAUGCAUCAACUCCAAAUGGGCCAAACGCGAGUCGCAGUCGCUUCCAGUCGCAGUCGCAGUCGGCAAGACCGGAGUCGUCGCAUUUCGAGGGCAGAGGGACCACCAGCGAGCAAGCCAUCGACGAUUCGCGCUACCUUGCGUUGCCUUGCGUAGCGUGGCGUGGCGUCGCCAUGCCGCCAUCUAUCCAAUUGCCAUCGAGAACAUCCUUCGGCAUGAGUCGGUGAGAAAGGUGUGCAUGAAAGAGAUUCUGUCUCCGAGUCCGACAUUGGUCAGCGUGCGGAUUUCGCCCGCAGAAGAAGUGAAGCAUCGCUUGGAAGGGAAUUGCUGUCGAGGUUUUGUCGACAGUCUGGAAUCUGUCAGUCUCCCGCGAGAGUGUCACGGCUGUAGGAUUCUAUGGCGAAUUUGGGGGCUGUGAAAGCUCACUGCCUACGCGGCUCUUGUGAUUUUUUCUCCCCUGCGAAAUGCUCCCGUGUAACACAUACGAGGUCUCGCCCUCGCGUGGAGCAGCUCUCUGGUCUCUUCGCACGUCAUUUGAAUUCGGGGAUUUUUUCUCAGAGAAGAUUUAAUUCAUCCAGCGGUGACCGCUGUAAGCGCCUUGUUUCUCCCCGAAAUGGUUCCAUGGCUCAACAGGGCGAUUCUGGCUUUGCACGGGAUGAGCCUGUCCAUGUUAGUCGCAUUCCGGAAGGAGAAGCUGUGAGGCAAGGUUCGUCCCCCAAGAAGUUGGAAGCGGAGCACUGGGAAGUAGUUCAAUUUCAAGCGGUAGAAAAGAAAAGCAAAAAUAUUGUCGCCUUUUAUCUCGCCUCGGGUUUGCUGGCUUUAGGUCUUUGCUUCUCCUUCUGCAAGCCCGCAAUGGCUAAGAUUGUUGAAAAUCAGCCGACGGUGACGGCCAAAUUGAACGAGAAAGGCGAAGUUGAAGUACAGGACAGGGCAUUGGAGACCAGUGGAGAGGAAGGUGACGAGGUUAGCGCAGAGAAAAAUGGAGAAAAGGCGGAUGAUUUUGAACCGGUUUUUGGUGAGGGAUCUGACCUGACCUCUGAUCCAACCGAGAUUCUUCUUCGGAGCUAUUUGGAGAGGCAUCCGAACGACUUGAAAGCUCUACAGGCUCUUCUUUACAUGCGUUUGAAGAAAGGAGAGAUAAAUGCUGCACAUGCUGUGAUCGACAAACUCAUAGAAUUGGAACCCGAUCAGCUAGAGUGGAAGUUUAUAAGAGCUCAGGCCUUCGAAUUCGUUGGUGAGUUGGAGCAGGCUCGUCAAGCUUUCCAAGAGAUUAUUGAGUUGAGGCCGUUAUCAGCCAGAGCAUUGCAGGGACUGGCAGUUGUCAUGCAAAAAAAUGGCGAGGAUGAACAAGCAUUGGAGCUGCUUGGAGAAGCAGUAAAGAAAGCUGUAGAUGCAGGUCAAGCUAAAGAAGCAACAAAUUUGAGAAUGUUGUUGGGGCAAAUGCACACGAUUCAGGGUAAUUUGGAUGAAGCUAUGGAGCUGUACAGGACAGUCGUAGAGGAAGACCCUCAAGACUAUCGCCCGUAUCUCUGUCAGGGUUUAGUUUACAGUAUCAUCGGAGAGGAAGCUGAAGCUGAGAAGCAAUUCAGGAGUUAUCGUAAACUCUGUCCAAAGGACUUCCCUCAUCGAGGUUUCCUUGAUGAGCUGAUGUUGAAAGCGAAAACUGAAUCACGGAAGCUGAAUGAGCGGCUGAAGAAGGAGGAGGAGUUCAAGAAGAAAGGAAAGAAAAUGCCCAAGCCCAUGCGCCAACCUUUAGCGAGUGGAAGUCCUAAGAAAGGAGAAAAUGUAGACAAUUAAUUUUGUUUUGAGUCUUUAUAGUAAUUAUAAGAAAGGAUGAGAAAUAUAGGUCAUCAAACAUAGAAUAGAUCUCAGUUUUCCUUUCCGGAGAAUAAUUAUAAGCUGCUACUUGAGUUUUACCGACCAACGACUAGGCCAGAAAGGAGCUUCUCCUUCUUCUAACUUAUAAGGCCUUUGGUCACGCGAGGGUUGUCGUAGUGAUAUUGUGGGAUAAAGGAAGAGCUAAACCCGUGGGUAAGAUUGAAGCUCGCCGGUGCUCAUAUGUUUCCUAAGCCGACGAGAUCAUGAAUGAUUGAAAAUCUCUUCAUUCAUGAAAUUUUGAGAGGGCCUUGGCAUUUUUACCGAAGCAAUGAAAACUGGUCGAAGCUACUCAUUUGUUGUAUGUAGAGUUCAGCGUCAGGACUUGCAACUGGUCCGUCAACACAGUGAAUGCAUGAGUAUAAACAGACGCAAAGUCGUGUAAAAACCGUCGCAAUGUACUAAGCCCGAUUCACAGGAAGAGUAUCAUGUACUCUAUGGUACACUUCGUAAACAAGGCUAGAAAUGGUACUUUGGU